AUGUCGUUUGCUUUGAAUGAGGAUUGUCAGAAGAAAGGAAUCCGAUCUAUACGAGCCUUGAUAGAACACGCUUCAUCGGAAAGUGCUAAUGUUUCAGAGCCUAUAUUUGUCAUUAUUAAUUCCAGAACUCCAUUAACCCGAAAAAAAGAGUAUAUUCCUAGAAUCAUCAAACUCAGUCAUAAAUUAGAUAAGCUCUCCAACAAAUCAGUCCUACUAGUAACAAAGGAUCCUUCAACUCCAUAUAGACAUGCUCUAACAGAGAAGGGUUCUCCUACAGAAGACACAUUUGACCAAAUAUACACCUUAACAAAACUUAAAAAUCUAUCCAAGGACCCAAAGAAAUUGACCAAAUGCUUCAAGGAGUUUGACUUGGUGGUAGCUGAUAACAGAGUACACAAGUUUCUUCCUGAUAUACUUGGAGGCCAAUUUUACAUCAAAAACAAGAAGUUACCAUUUAUGGUACAAAUGGCGAAACCAGACCCAAAUGCUAAGUUGACUAGAGCAAGUAAUAACAAAUUGAAAGAUGAUAGAUGUGAACCUAAAUACAUUCAACAGCAGAUGAAGGUCAUCGCAGAGAACACCUUUUUUCAUUUGACAUCGAAGGGUACUUGCAUGUCGAUUAAGGUUGGAUAUACUUCAUGGAAGCCACAACAAGUGAUGGAAAAUAUCAAUGAUGUGUUGCUGUAUUUAACUGAUACAAAAUACGCACCAGUUGGGGGUCAAUUGAAGGAGAAUAACAUUCAUAGUGUCAAUGUCAAAACAAGUGAAAGUAUUAGUUUACCGGUUAUGGAAGUGGUAGACCUGGGACUGAAAGAAGAAGAAUACGACAGUGAUUUUGAUUUUUAA
This is a messenger RNA of Lizanozyma spartinae, 846 nucleotides long. RefSeq lists its product as uncharacterized. The transcript has a single exon. NCBI's taxonomy places the organism in Eukaryota, Fungi, Ascomycota, Pichiomycetes, Serinales, Debaryomycetaceae. Bases 1 to 846 code for a protein of 281 amino acids. The record is from RefSeq and is a predicted model, not a curated record.